Vicugna pacos (alpaca) is the source of this 4323-nucleotide messenger RNA. RefSeq names its product G protein-coupled receptor class C group 6 member A (gene GPRC6A). Lineage: Eukaryota; Metazoa; Chordata; Mammalia; Artiodactyla; Camelidae. The record is from RefSeq and is a predicted model, not a curated record. Gene Ontology annotation, cellular component: plasma membrane. Gene Ontology annotation, molecular function: G protein-coupled receptor activity. Gene Ontology annotation, biological process: G protein-coupled receptor signaling pathway.
UACUGGGGAUUGAACCCAGGACCUUAUGCAUGCUAAGCAUGCGCUCUACCAUUUGAGCUACACCCUCCCCCAAAACUUUUGUGCCUUGAAUGUGAUACCUUUGAAAAUGUAGAAUUGGCCAUUUCUAUAGUCGAAAACUGUCAAACUGCUCCCUCUUGAAGAUUCUGUAUCUUGUUUCAAAAGAAAUGCCAACAUGACUCAAAACCCUUGACAUGCCAGUGGAGUAAAACAGUGCUAUCAUUUUGAGGACCUGUGUUUCUAUCAGCUUUUGCCCGGCAUCACUGCUAUCACACAUCAACAACAGAGUGUUAGAGUCUAAAAUGUUCUUAUUGGUGAAGAACUGUUUUGACUGUCAUCAAGUAUUUGAAUACUGAGUGUUUCUGGCCCUUGACACUGUCCUAUACCUUACGUGGUGUUUACAAGUGAAAUAGGAAUCAUGUUGCUGGCACUUGGUGAGCUCAAGGAUUCCUAAGAGCUCCAAAGAAGUGAGCAAAUCAGAUAGAAACAUGGCAUUGUUGAUCAUACUGAUUACCUGUUUUGUGAUUAUUUUUGCUACUUGCCAGCCUUGCCAGACCCCGGACGACUUCGUGGCUGCCACUUCUCCAGGACAUAUCAUGAUUGGAGGUUUGUUUGCCAUUCAUGAAAAAAUGCUGUCCUCAGGAGACCACCCCAGAAGACCAGAAAUCCAGAAGUGUGUCGGCUUUGAAAUAUCAAAUUUUCUCCAAACUCUCGCCAUGAUUCACAGCAUUGAGAUGAUCAAUAAUUCAACACUAUUAACUGGAGUCAAACUAGGGUAUGAAAUCUACGACACUUGUACAGACGUCACAGUGGCCAUGGCAGCCGCUUUGAGGUUCCUCUCUAAAUUCAACUGCUCCCGAGAAGUUGUGGAGUUUCAGUGCGACUAUUCCAGCUACAUGCCAAGGGUUAAGGCUGUCAUAGGUGCUGGAUACUCAGAAAUAACCAUGGCUGUCUCCAGGAUGUUGAAUUUACAGCUCAUGCCACAGGUGAGUUAUGAAUCAACGGCAGAAACCCUAAGUGACAAAAUUCGCUUUCCUUCAUUUUUACGGACUGUGCCCAGUGACUUCUAUCAAACUAAAGCAAUGGCCCACCUGAUUCAGAAAUCUGGAUGGAACUGGAUUGGCAUCAUAACCACAGAUGAUGACUAUGGACGAUUGGCUCUCAACACUUUUGCAGUUCAGACUGUGACAAGUAACGUGUGCAUAGCCUUCAAGGAAGUUCUCCCAGCCUUCCUCUCAGAUAAUACCAUUGAAGUCAGGAUCAAUCAGACACUUGAGAAAAUCACAGCAGAAACUCAGGUUAAUGUUAUUGUGGUAUUUCUCAGUCAGUUCCAUGUUUUCAAUCUCUUCAGUAAAGCCAUUGAAAGGAAUAUAAAUAAGAUCUGGAUUGCUAGCGAUAACUGGUCCACAGCCACCAAAAUUACUACCAUUCCUAAUGUUAAAAGGAUUGGCAAAGUUGUGGGGUUUACCUUUAGAAGAGGCAACAUGUCCUCUUUCCAUUCCUUUCUUCAAAAUCUGCAUAUGUCUCCCAGUGACAAUAACAAACCCCUGAAUGAAUACGCCACGCUCUUGUCUGCCUGUGCACAUGCAAAGGACAGUGAUUUGAGUCAAUGCAUUUCCAACUAUUCUUGGGGGACUUGGGCCCACAAGGCUAACAAGGAUAUAGAAAGGAACUUCUCCCUGAGAAGUGACUUCCUGUGGGAUUACACCGAGCCGGGAGUUAUUCACAGUAUUCAGCUUGCAGUGUUUGCCCUUGGUUAUGCCAUUCGGGAUCUGUGCCAAGCUCGAGACUGUCAGAACCCCGGCGCCUUUCUACCAUGGGAGUUACUUGAUGUACUGAAAAAUGUGACAUUCACUGAUGGAGGGGAUUCAUUUCAUUUUGAUGCCUAUGGAGAUUUGAAUACUGGAUAUGAUGUUGUGCUCUGGAAGGAGAUCAACGGUCACAUGACAAUUACCAAGAUUGCACAAUAUGACCUGAAGAAUGAGCUCUUCAUUAUCACAGACCACCAAUCAAAAAAUGAGCUCAGGAAUCUUAAGCAAAUUAGAUCUAAAUGCUCUACGGAAUGCAGUCCCGGGCAAAUGAAGAAAACCACAAAAAGUCAACAUAUCUGCUGCUAUGAAUGUGUGAACUGUCCUGAAAACCACUAUAGUAAUCAGACAGAUGCGGAUUACUGCCUUUUAUGCAACAACGAAACUCACUGGGCCCCAAUAAGGAGCACAAGGUGCUUUGAAAAGGAAGUGGAGUAUCUCAACUGGAAUGACUCCUUGGCUAUCCUGCUCCUGGCCCUCUCUCUAUUGGGAAUUUUGUUCGUUCUGGCCAUUGGCAUAAUAUUUACAAGAAACCUGAACACACCAGUUGUGAAAUCGUCUGGGGGAUUGAUAGUCUGCUACAUAAUCCUUUUCUGUCAUUUCCUGAACUUUACCAGCACAGGUUUUUUCAUUGGAGAACCACAGAACUUCACAUGUAAAACCAGGCAGACGCUGUUUGGCGUGAGCUUUACUCUCUGUAUCUCCUGCAUUUUGACAAAGUCCCUGAAAAUUCUGCUAGCCUUCAGCUUUGAUCCCAAGUUGCAGAACUUCCUGAGGUGCCUCUACAAGCCCAUCCCCAUCAUCUUCAUUUGCACGGGCAUCCAGGUUGCCAUUUGCACACUCUGGCUAAUCUUUGCAGCACCUGUUGUGGAAGAGAAUGUCUCCUUGCCCAGAGUCAUUAUCCUGGAAUGUGAGGAGGGAUCAGUCCUUGCAUUUGGCACCAUGCUGGGCUAUACUGCCAUCCUGGCUUUCAUUUGCUUCAUAUUUGCCUUCAAAGGCAGGAAAUUGCCUGAGAAUUACAAUGAAGCCAAAUUCAUAACAUUUGGAAUGCUCAUCUACUUCAUAGCUUGGAUCACGUUCAUCCCGGUCUAUGCUACCACAUUUGGCAAAUACUUGCCAGCUGUGGAGAUUAUUGUGAUUUUAAUAUCUAACUAUGGGAUCCUAUGCUGCACAUUCUUCCCCAAGUGCUAUGUUAUUCUCUGUAAGCAAGAGACUAACACAAAAUCGGCCUUUCUCAAGAUAAUUUACAGUUAUUCUUCCCACAGCGCCAGUAGCCUCACCGUCAGUCAUGUUUCACUGGACUCGGCAAACAGCAAUGUCACAGCAACCCACCGCAGCUCGGGCGGUGAGUCUGCAGCCGGGCAGAAAAGCAACAAUCUCCAGGCACAAGCAUUUGCACACACGUGCAAGGAGAAUCCUCCAUGGGUAUCAAAAGCUUUGCCUCGAAAAAGAUUUUCAAGUAUAUGAGUGAGUCCUCAAGAGACGGUACAUUCCAGAACAAAAUGUUUCCAGGGUCUUUGCAUUUAAGACGUGCAUUUACUUUCUGAGCAAAUAUAUCCUCUGCAUUUAGUCACUUACUAUUACUACCUUCAGCAAAUUUUGGCUAACACCCCCUCUGUUCCACCACUUGUUGAACAGAGAAAAUCACCCUCAACCUGGAACUCUUUUCACUGCUUACAGCCUCCAUCUGCUUCUGUCUUUACCUCCAACCUCUGAGGCACACAGUUAAAGGUAUCGCUUCUAUCCAAAGUUGGCCCAUGAGGCAUCAUCCUUAUUCGAUCCUCUACCACCUCCUCUCAGGAACCUCCCUGCACGGGUCUCCUUCUCUCUUGAGCAUCUUUACCUUCCCACCUCAUCUGCUCAGUUCAGUUGAACAAGUAGUCGAGCAGGUACCCCGUGCUAGGGGAUAUGCUAAAUACAAAGGUACCAGAAGGAUCGAGGCAUCAUUUCCGACUUUAAGGAGCUCAAAAUCCAGGCGAAGACAGUCACGUAGAGACAUCUUCAGUUCAGUGUGGGGAAGCCUAUGGUUGCGAUUAUGCGUUGUAUUCACUAUAACAGUAGAGUACAGCAGUAGUAGCCACCGUGGGGUUGACGGGAGAGUUUCAAAGAAGGUUAAAUGAAGACUAUGAUGUUUAGGUGCAGUCUUGAGUAAAGAGUUACAGCUAAUCAAAGAAAGUACAGAAAGCUGUUCCAGAUAUAGGAAAAAGCAGGAGCAGCGGCAGAAAGUGUGUCAAGAGGGUGUGUUCCGGGAAGGACAGUCACUUUGGUAUUACCAGAGAGAAGUCCUCUUUCAUAUGCAACAAUUAGACAAUGAAUGAGUGCCACAGAUUGGAGUUCUUUUGUGAGAAGCUUAGGUCUUUAUCUUGCGGGUAGAAGCUGACCAUCAAAGCAUCUGGUAGAAAGAUGACAGAUUCAAAGUCCUAUUUUAGGAAGAUCACUCUGAUACAGGGUGGAGGAUGGGGUCUAGUUAAGAGAGAAUUAAGAUCUAUAUCAGGGA